AUGGACACCGCCACACCACAAGGGAAAGGAAACGACAAACAGCACCAGCGCAGUCGCAAAGCCAGAGACCGCGAAGCUGACGAUGCCAAGGCAAAGGAACGAGGUCGAAGACACGGCAAGAAGAAUCAAUCCGAAGAACCUGGUGUUGAAUCUGGAAGUGUCAACACUUCCAAGUCUAACAGAGGCGAACGUCGUACUCAAGAGGAUCGGGAAGCCAAGCAAAGAGCCCGUCAUGGAACUUCUUCCUCUUCUUCAUCAUCUCGACCGGGCGUCUCACAUGAGAGAAACUCUUCAGAUGUGGCUCGCAAAAAGUCUUCUGGCAGAAAUGAAAAGUCACCCAGAAGGAGUCAUAGCGCACACUCGAGUUCUACAUCAUCUCGUCACAAAGGCAGUAGCAGCAGGAGCAGCAACAGCAGCAACAGCAGAAAAAGUGACGAGAAGAAAGGUCAUCGCAACAGAGGAUCAUCUACUCCGGGAGCACAGGCUGAGCGAAACGAUCGAGAUCGGGCAAGAAGUCGCAAAGAGGCACGAAACAGAAGCAACAAAAACAAAGAACAACACAAUAGGGCGAUUGGUGUGAACAGUACUAAUGAUAGCAGCGCAAUGAUUGCACCAAACGGCGAUGAAGGUUAUGCUGUAAAUGCCACCAUUGUGGAGGAGGAUGACAUCCUUGGCGGUGCUACUGAAGCAGAAGAAGAAGAAGAAGCUCGCAUUCGCAAAAGGAUAGAGGAAGAAGCAAAACGAUUGCGGGAGGAAGAACGACGUCAGGAAAGGGAGCGCGAGGAAUUAGAGGAGGAACAACGUCGGGAGCAGGAGCGUGAGAACAUGGUGCUAGAGAACAAAAAGAAGAAGAAGAAGCGGCGUAACUUGGUGAUUAUUGUGGUUCUAAUGGUUCUGAUUGGAGGUGGAGUGGGGGCAUACUUUGGGAUAAAAGGUAGCUCAAGCAACGACUCGGUUGAUAUUGACGCGGAUAUUCGAAAUCCUGCUGAUGAUACUACAUCGGAAACCCCUUCGACUGAUCCAACCAUUGCAACAACAAACCCUCCCACGUCAUUUGCUUUCAAGUAUCCUCCACCCGACCUUGAAGAUUGUCAACGUCUGGUUGACAGGGAUCCUCCGUUGGACGAGGAAGGUACUUUGGAGAGUCGCGAAUUCGAGGUCGAUUUUGAUCUCGGCUUGGCUACUUUCGACGCCACCAUUGCUUCUGUAUUGCCAGAGGUGGAGCAAAAGAUUGAAGAGUGGUUGCUUCCUAGACUUGUGGGGUGUGAUAUUAUUCAACGCCGACUGGUGGAAAAUGGGAGCCCAGCUUUGAAAGGUGUCCGGAGUGAAACGAUGCGCCAACUGCAAUCAUCCACGGAUCCUCUCCGAUACAUGAUUGCGGAUGUGUUGGAAAUCCAGGCAGUCGAUCAAGAGGAGGUAUGCUCUACUACCUCUGACAUUCCAAACUGCAGCUUUGUCAAAGUCAAGAUGAAUCUAGUGCUUCGGGGAGAUGAACUUAACUUCUACUUGGUGACACUGAUCUCUGAAUUCUUUCCAGAGGGCGAAAACCUCAAAGGUACGAUUGGUUUGUUAGAUCCUAUUGACAUCUUAACCGCGAGGGGUAGUAUUAGUGCGACUGGUCCUACCAAGGCUCCAAGUGUGAUGCCGUCUUCCAAGCCCAGUGAUGCUCCAUCAGUCUUCCCGACCAAAGAGGCAACUAUCCCGGGACCGUCCGGGCCUAGUGUUCUGGUUCCUGAACCUACCAAAGAACCCUCGACUUCACCAAGCCAGACACCUUCCGCAACGCCAUCUAUUGCUCCGACACUGAUAUCAACUCCGCCACCGACUCUAUCACCAACAUUAGCUCCAGCUCCGGGAGCAACCCCAAUCCCAACGCAAAUACCCUCGGCAUUUCCAUCGCAAGUUCCUAGCAAAGCCCCCACACCUACGCCAUCUAUUGCUCCUGUCAUUGUAGUGACACCGGCGCCAUCCGAAACACUGGUGACACCGGAACCCACGCCUAGACCCAGUGUAAUGCAGUCGGAUAAUCCAACUCACAAUCCAACCUCUGGGCCGACCUCUGGGCCGACUCCAAUACCAACUAGCGCGCCAACGUAUGGGCCCACUCCAGUACCAACUAGCGAGCCGACAUAUGGGCCGACUUCAAUACCAACCCCUGGAGUGACACUACCAUGUUUUCAAACCAACGGUGAGCUCUACGAAACAGUUUUCAACUGGUUUUCGUCCAAGGCAUUCAUUGAAGCUCAGUAUGGCCCGAUCGGAGACUGGUGCUUCACUGCAGGUGUGACAAGCAUGAGUUUCCUCUUUGGUGAGCAGGGAACGUUCAACGAAGACAUUUCGAAUUGGGAUGUCUCUGCCAUCACUGACAUGAGCUACAUGUUCUCUGGUGCAUACGACUUCAAUCAAGACUUGUCACAAUGGGAGGUUUCUUCUGUCAUUGAUAUGAGUGAGAUGUUCUACGAAGCAUCAUCAUUCAAUCAAGACAUAUCAUCAUGGGAUGUCUCUUCUGUCACUUUCAUGAAUUUCAUGUUCUUUGGCGCAUCAUCGCUCAAUCAGAAUCUUUGUGCGUGGGGCCCACGGCUUCCAAACAACGCCAAUGUUUUGAUGAUGUUUUCCAGUGCCAGCAGCUGCCCUGUAAAUAAUCAGGAGGACCCAGACCUCUCUUCAAGUCAACCAGGACCCUUCUGCUACGCUUGCUCAGGUUCCAGCACUUGA
This is a messenger RNA of Cylindrotheca closterium, 2715 nucleotides long. NCBI's taxonomy places the organism in Eukaryota, Bacillariophyta, Bacillariophyceae, Bacillariales, Bacillariaceae. The record is from the annotation of a GenBank genome assembly.